Messenger RNA from Cooperia oncophora, 468 nucleotides. Lineage: Eukaryota; Metazoa; Nematoda; Chromadorea; Rhabditida; Trichostrongylidae. The record is from the annotation of a GenBank genome assembly.
AUGAUUAUUGUUUUUGUAUAUAUCUAUGGUACCCAUGAGUUAGAAAUCGAUAUGGUAUCACUAAUUGGAGAAUGUGAUGGCUUUUGGUCAUGGUUUAAUGUGGCGAAAACGAUACCGGCAUAUAAUUACUGCUUUUUCGUGAUUCUGAUAUUGCAAGUUAUUGAUGUCCACUCAAAAACCACAUGGUUGCAGUUCUCAUGGUGGUAUGAGGGGGCUUCACCAGAACAAUCGGCAUAUGGCCAUGGUCAUUUACUAGCCACUAUGGUCAUCUUCCUACCGUCACUGAUACCAUUAGCGUACUUUCUGCGUAAGGCAGUAAAGUUGAAAAAAUACGAGAAGUUUUCGAAGCUCUUCAAGGUUGCUCCAGAACACCCAGCCUUCCUUCGUAUCAACGCUAAGACUAUCCUUGAACCUGGAGAAGAUGUGCCGACAUACCAGGUGGAUGGGCAGAGGAAGCUAUUCUGCUGA